This is a messenger RNA of Fonsecaea erecta, 3390 nucleotides long. Its product is annotated as sodium/hydrogen antiporter. The coding region runs from base 1 to 3390 and encodes 1129 amino acids. Gene Ontology annotation, cellular component: plasma membrane. Gene Ontology annotation, biological process: regulation of membrane potential; intracellular potassium ion homeostasis; sodium ion export across plasma membrane. The transcript has a single exon. NCBI's taxonomy places the organism in Eukaryota, Fungi, Ascomycota, Eurotiomycetes, Chaetothyriales, Herpotrichiellaceae. Gene Ontology annotation, molecular function: sodium:proton antiporter activity. The record is from RefSeq and is a predicted model, not a curated record.
AUGGCGUGGUCGCAGCUCACCAUAGACAAGCCGCAUUUGGUGUACAUCAUCCUCGGCGGGUUCACCAGCAUAUUCAUGCUAUGCUCGCUGUUCAUCAAGGAGAAAUUGUACAUCGGCGAAGCAACCGUUGCGACAAUAUGUGGUGUCAUAUUUGGACCGCAUGCGGCCAAUCUCAUCAACCCUCUGACCUGGGGUAACACCGAUCAGAUUACCCUCGAAUUCUCCCGCAUCGUCCUGGUUGUCCAGUGUUUUGCGGUCGGCGUCGAGUUGCCAAAGGCGUACAUGGAAAGGCACUGGAAGUCGGUCGUGUUCCUCUUGGUCCCCGUCAUGACUUUUGGCUGGUUGGUCACCAGUCUCUUCAUUUGGUGGAUGAUUGCCCCUCUCAGCUGGCUGGACUCUCUGGUAGUUGCGGCUUGCGUCACCGCCACCGAUCCGGUCCUGGCUUCAUCGGUCGUGGGAAAGGGCAAGUUCGCAAAACGGGUUCCCAAGCAUCUUCGAGAUGUCCUAUCUGCUGAAUCCGGCUGCAACGACGGUAUGGCUUUCCCGUUUAUCUAUCUCUCGCUCUACUUGGUUAGGUACCACUUGCAGGCCAGAGAGGUUGUCUUUCACUGGACAUGUUUCACCAUCCUCUACGAGUGUAUCUUCGGCGCUUUCUACGGCGUCAUGGUCGGGUACAUUGGCCGUCACGCCAUCAAAAUGGCCGAGCGAAAAGGAUUGAUUGAUCGCGAAAGUUUCCUCGUGUUCUAUUUCGUCCUGGCCUUGUUCUGCGCCGGUUCUGGGAGUUUGCUGGGGAUGGACGAUCUUCUUAUCGGAUUUGCCGCGGGCGUCGGAUUUUCGAACGACGGCUGGUUCACGGAGAAGACUGAGGAGUCUCAUGUGUCCAACGUCAUCGAUUUGCUUCUCAACUUGGCCUACUUUGUUUACUUUGGAACCAUCAUCCCUUGGGAUCAGUACAAUGCGCAUUCUCACGGCCUCGUUCCCUGGAGGCUUGUCGUCAUUUCGAUCAUGGUCAUCUUGUUCCGUCGGAUCCCUGCCAUGUUGGCUCUGAAGCCGCUCAUACCCGACGUCAAAACAUGGCGCGAGGCUUUGUUUGCGGGCCACUUUGGGCCCAUCGGUGUCGGCGCCAUCUUUGCGGCAAUCCUCGCCCGUGCUGAAUUAGAAACAGAUGGAGCGAUACCGUUGGCCACGCUUCCUGAAUCAAGCGAGGAAUAUGAACUAAUCUACCUAAUAUGGCCUGUGGUCACGUUCUUGGUUAUCUCGUCGAUCCUUGUCCAUGGUUCAUCAAUCGCCGUGUUCACCUUGGGCAAGCGGAUCAACACUUUGACAAUCACUCUGUCGUACACUCAAGACAACGAGAAAGGGCCUGCAUGGAUGCAAAGACUUCCUAGAAUCACGUCUCAAUCGAGGUCCAUGUCCCGCAGGGAGAGCUCGGAUUUGGACAUUGACGAGAAGCUAGAGGUUCCGCCUGGCGAACUGCCACCCGUAGGGAUCCCUAAACUGCAUCUCAGGCGACAGCGGGAAGACGAGUAUGAGAAGAGGCCGACGUCUAGGUCUUCGAGUCACGGCAGAGCACGGAGGCGGAGGAGGCGGGAUAGAGAUCUCGAAGAACGGCUGGGAGGUCCUGUCACUCAGAGUGCCAUUGCCCCAUCGAGACUUAGUGAGCCUGGUCUUGUGCAACAGGAGUCGGGCUCGGACACGCUGUUCGAUAAAUCUGGUGAACCUUCACCGCAGAGUCGCCAAGAGCGCCUAGGGGCUGUGUCACCAACCUCGUCCCCAGAGCGCCAUGAGGUUGAAGCAGAGCGGGAGAGAGCGCCCGCCCGCCGUACACGUUCUCCACCGCCCCCAGACACGACUGCCGACGUCGAAGCAUACGAGGAAGGUGACGACAUUAUUGUGGAGGACGAAGAAGGCAACGUGGUGGAUACGAUUGAUGCCAGUCACAUGUCGCCUGACGAAAAGGCCAAGGCCAUCGAGAAGGCCCGAAAUCGGUUGGCUAAAGACGAAUCCGGAAAAUUCGCGAAAUACAAGCACGCGCCACACCCCAAGGACGAGGGCGAGGAGAUAGAGGAGCAGGUUGAAGAAGCUGUCAUGCCCAAGAGUAUGCGUCAGAGAUUUGAUCAGUGGGCAGGCUUCGGCAGGCGGAAGGAGGGAGAUGCGGAACCCUCGAGCUCCAAGCCAGCCGAACGAAAGCGGGGUCCGGCUCAUGCCUACCAGUUUGGCAACACGGUUAUCGUGGAGGACGAGGACGGCGAAGUCAUCAAGACGUACAACAUCCCCAGCGAAAGUGGUGGCGGCGACAAGACGAGGGAGCAGCAGGUGCGGGAUGGUUUACGCCGAAUGAGUACGUGGGUUGGUUUGGGACGACAAAAUGCACCUCCAGCGCCGGCUGGGCCCAGCACUGCUGCUCCUGCACCAUUAGACAAGCAAGACCAAGACCUCAAGGAGGAGCCUCCGAAAAAGCGAGAUUUCAAGAGGCGCAUCAGCGAUGCUUCCUCUGACGAUGGCCUGAGAAUGACAAUCUCUCGGGCUGAUCAAUACGGUCUGACUGGAUUGCAAAAGAAAACACGGGAUGUUCCUGGAACCAUCGCACUAGGAUCUGGCCGACGACUGUCAACAAGGGACUUCAUCAGGCAAAUGCAGCAGCUGGACCCUAAAAAUAAGAUUCGAGAAGUCGAACGGAGUGACGCCACCGAGGACAUUAAACGAGAAGUACGAAGAGCCGCGAACAUGGAACGAGAAGAACUUGGUGAGCUGACGCCCUCUGAUGAGAGGCCAAUGCGUGGACGGACCGAUUCAGAUAUCGGGGUGGUGUCGGGCGCUCGCCGCCCAGAUGCUGGCAGAAGAACUGCCAGUGAGCUAGAACCCGACGACUAUUUCAGCCCUCAGCGACGUCCGAAACCCAAUCGAGUUACUACUCAUGAACGCAACCCAACGGUGAGCGAAGAGAGCGAAGAAGACGAGGAAGGAGAGGAAGGAGAAAUUCCGACUCAUAAUGUGAGAUCGAGCGUGGCAAGGCACGGCAAAGGUCAGACGGCGGCGGAUUUUCGCAGAAGACACCUAGCGAGGAUUCGAUCCGAGGAGGAAGAGGAAGAGAACGAUGACGAGGGAGAAACCGCUGCAGAAAAGAGGCGUCGACUGGCCGCGUUGGGUCUGGGUGGCGGAGACGAAGAUUCGAGCAGCAACAGUGACGAAGACGAGCCCCGUCGAACUGAAGCAGCCGUGCCAGAACCCACGCAGGAGGAAGCGUCGUCUUCGGUUCAACCCAAAGCUCGGAUCCAAUGGGGCGGCGAGAGGGGUCGAGAGAAGAAAGACCCCUACGACAUCUACGCCGGCGACCCGAUCGUGGGUGCCGCAAGGAAACUGAGAGGAAUGAUGAAGAAGAAAGGUUGA